AAUUCGAAAGAAUCCUUAUUGAACAACACUACAAAAAUAUCUGAAAAUGGAAAGGAUUCAAAUUGUAAUUCUGAGAACACACUCGAAAUGAAAACUAUUAACAACCUGUAGGGAACAUGAUGAGCAAUAUUGGCGGAGAAAAAAUCAACUUGACAACCAUGCUUUACAACAUGUCUUGUGAAAAUAGAACCGUCUGCAAUAUAACAGAAGAUUACGUUAACAUCGAGGCUUUCUUAAAAUUCGAGAAUCUUGUACGUUACAUCAUACCGAUAAUUUUUGGAUUAAUAGUUAUCCUUGGAUUUGUGGGGAAUGUUUUAGUCAUAUUUGUUGUAUGGUCUUACAAACAAAUGCAAAAUACCACAAAUAUUCUGAUAGUAAGUCUGGCCGUAGCUGAUCUAUUUUUCAUCGUAUUUUGUGUCCCGUUCACUGCAGCCAACUACGCCAUGUCUUAUUGGCCCUUUGGCGCUGUUUGGUGCAAAAUUGUCCACUUUUUAAUACAUGUCUCUGCUUACGCCAGCGUAUGGACAUUGGUUUUGCUGUCUCUGGACAGAUACCUAGCUGUUGUUCAUCCAAUACCAUCCAUGCGCCUGCGCAACCGACGUAACACCUACCUACUGGUAUACAUGACAUGGACAUUCAUCUGCUGUGGUAAUGUCCCGAUAUUUCUGCAAUACGGUGUUGUUGAUUACCACUGGAUGGGAUUUCAGAGGUCAGCUUGUCUUAAUAUUGCGGGAUUGAAAAGUAAAUUAGUUUUAAAAAUAUUUUACGGGUGUUUUUUUGCAUUUGGCUACAUGAUUCCGUUAAUGCUGAUAUGUCUUAUGUACGGGUUCCUGUUAAAGCGUCUUUUAUACGGGGUAGUUCCGGGUGGAAGCCAGCGAGCCGACAGCCUAAAAGCCAAAAAGAGAGUAACCAAAAUGGUUGUCAUCGUUGUUCUCAUAUUCGCUUUGUGCUGGCUACCGAUUCAAGUGAUUUUUUUAGUUCAGUACUUAAAUACUGACUUUGAAGUCUCCAUAAUGUCCUCGGCCAUACAUAUGGCUGCCAACUGCUUAGCGUACAUGAACAGUUGUGUCAAUCCGAUUUUGUACGCUUUUCUGUCGGAAAACUUUAGACGAAGUUUCCGUCGUCUGCUAUGUUGUGUACCAGAAGGUCACAGCAAAUAUGACUACGAGAAAACUAAUUUCAGAGGAAUGGAGACAAAAGAUACUCUUCUUAAUAAUGGCAGUUCUAAAAGUAAAAGUGAAAAUGGCAAAGACAAAAACUGCAAUGUUGGAGAAGGAAUUGAACUGAAACCUCUUACUGAUUUAUAGCAUGCAUGUAUCUAACUGUAUCAUUGUUUCCGAAAAAGAAAUGUCAUGCAGAACUAAUCAAUUUUAUAAAUGACAAAGCAUGUACAUGGUUUGCAAGUAACUUGCCUGUAUGUAGUUCCAUUGCUAAAUGUUUGAGCGUGAGGGCGCAUAAAGUCGUUACAUUUUGUAUCUUGUAAAUUACUACAUGUACGUCAUCAAAUUAUUAUUAUGCUUUACUUGUAAUAAAUAAAAUUAUCGUAUAUAA
Messenger RNA from Saccostrea echinata, 1551 nucleotides. Its product is annotated as allatostatin-A receptor-like. Gene Ontology annotation, molecular function: G protein-coupled receptor activity. The transcript is spliced from 2 exons. The record is from RefSeq and is a predicted model, not a curated record. Gene Ontology annotation, biological process: G protein-coupled receptor signaling pathway. Gene Ontology annotation, cellular component: membrane. Bases 117 to 1307 code for a protein of 396 amino acids. NCBI's taxonomy places the organism in Eukaryota, Metazoa, Mollusca, Bivalvia, Ostreida, Ostreidae.